Messenger RNA from Frieseomelitta varia, 1153 nucleotides. Its product is annotated as distal membrane-arm assembly complex protein 2. The transcript has a single exon. The record is from RefSeq and is a predicted model, not a curated record. Bases 209 to 1048 code for a protein of 279 amino acids. NCBI's taxonomy places the organism in Eukaryota, Metazoa, Arthropoda, Insecta, Hymenoptera, Apidae.
CUGGACUAGUAUAUUGACAACACAUUACGUAUCUCAUAUACACGUGCCCAAUAAAGCGUAAUAACAAUUGUAAAUUUAAUGAUAAACGUUAUUAAAUGAACAUUUUAUAAAUUAUAUAUAUUUUAAAUUAAGUUAGUGAAUCCAUGACUUCCAUUUGUGGAAAGAGAGGAACUACCCAUACAGUGUUAUAUGCAAUUGCAUAAUAAAAAUGUUACGCCAACGUUCCACUCGUAUGAUAUUCAAACAAAUUUUUGAACAUGGAACUGAUUAUAGAUCGUUGAAGACUAAAGUGACAAAUUCGUUCUACGAUAAUUAUGAAGCUAUUGUGUAUUUUAUACAGUAUUUACGUAACCGACACCUCACCGUCGACAAAAGAUCAGAAAGUUACGGUAAAUUUUCUUAUGGCCCACCACAAGGGAUGUAUUUCAAGGUAGAAGCACCUACCGUAUACGAUUUUCUUUCACUGCGUUUGCAGUAUUGGUGGAAACGUCAGAAAGAGAACUAUCAGGAAUAUGUUGAAACAGAGCAAUAUAAAAAGUUUGUUACAUUAGGUCCAGAUUUGGCAGCAGCUAAAUUUGUUUUAGAAUGUGGUGGUAAAAUUAGAUUUAAGGAUAAUGAUGAGUGGCUGGAUAAAACUAAGAGAGAUAAGAUUUUAAAAUUGCCAGAAAAGUAUGAUGAAAGCUAUGUGUUAGAGGAAUUAGAUCUAAGUGAAUAUCCUCUACGAUAUGAACAUCUCUAUUUCAUUUUUAAUCUUUAUUACUUGAAAACAUUGAGCUUCAAAGGUUGUGAGACAAUUAAUGACUGGUUUUUGGAUAAAAUAUCCGCAGAAUAUCCAAAUUUAGAACAGCUUGAUGUAUCAGAGUGUAAAAACGUAACGGAAAGGGGACUGGAAGCACUAUACAGGAUGCCUAAUUUAAAAAAAUUAAUUAUAACAAACUAUCGUGGGACUGCAGCAUUUGAUUUAACUUGUUUCAUGUUGGAAGAAGUCAAUCCAUUUCUAACAUGUCAAGUUCAGCAACCAAAAUACAAAACAAUUACUGACAAAUAACAUGUACAAGAUGUCCAAUUUAUGAUCAUAAUAUAACUUAUUUUGUGAAAUACAAAUUAUUAUAUAUAAUACAAAAAUAAAGUAUUUACAUAUUAUAUCAUAUAA